AACUCAGAGGAAGAGGCACGAGCAAUUCAUCGGCGGGAUUCUGCCAGUGGAACGGGAAGAAAGCGGGCAUCAAACUCUUACGGCCUGGGCCGACCCCGAUUGGAUCGUUAUCUUUGUCACGUUCCGAAGAUACGUUCCGCCCCGUGAGCCGGGUUUUCCCGACGUCUUGCUCCCUUUAUGACGCUGCUACUGGUCGCCCCCUCCCGCCCCGGCUCUCUCUUCCUGAUCGCCGCCGGUCCUUAAGUCACGCCCGGAACGCCUUUGCUAGACCUGCGUGGACAGGUCGAGGCGGAGACGGCUGGUCCUUAUCUUCCAGCGCGGCCGGUGUGCCGAGUAAAAAGCCGGACGGCGACAGCGCUUUCUUCAACGCGGUUUCUCUUCGGGGCGAUGGAGUCGGCGGCGGUGCUCGCGAGCAACUUGCUGUGCUCGAGAGCUUUCUGGCAGCGCGUCUCCGGCCCGCAGGAGGAGCGGCUGCUGAAGCUUAUGAGCUACGGGAUUGUGGUCUUCCUAAUUGUGGCUGUGGCGCUUGUCCUCCACCGAGCCGCGGCACCGUAUGGCCGCUACUAUUCAGCCUCUCGCGGCCGCCCGGUUCCUGCCACCUUGGCCUGGAUGGUGCAAGAAGCGCCUUCCUUUCUCUUCCCUUUGCUGCUCGUGCUCUGUAGCGGCGGUGCCCGCCUCAGCUUCUGGCCCAACCGGAUUCUGCUGGGACUCUUCCUCGUCCACUACUUUUACAGAUCAUUCAUCUUUCCUUUCUUAAUUCGUGGAGGAAAGCCAACACCAUUUCCUACAUUUGUGUUAGCAUUUGUAUUCUGUUUAUAUAAUGGGUAUUUACAAGGCCGGAGUUUAAGUAAUUAUGCAGAAUUCUCUUCCAACUGGUUAACAGAACCACAUUUCAUUCUUGGGAUUGCAGGCUGGUUAGGUGGUCUCCUGAUUAACGUGCAUUCUGAUCAUAUUUUGAGAAACCUAAGAAAACCAGGGGAGACUGGAUAUAAAAUCCCAAGAGGAGGAAUGUUUGAAUACAUAACUGGAGCUAACUACUUUGGGGAGAUUGUUGAGUGGUGUGGAUUUGCUCUUGCCUGCAGGACGCUAGAAAGUAAAGCUUUUGCCAUCAACACAUUAUUAGUAUUAGGAAGCCGAGCAUAUACGCAUCAUCAAUGGUAUCUCAACAAGUUUGAAGACUAUCCACGUUCCAGGAAAAUUGUAAUUCCAUUUGUGUUCUGAACUCUCUGUCAAACUCUGAAUUUUGAAUAAUGUACUACAAUUUGGGGGAAAAAGGUUAGCUAAAAGGGCUUUUAUAGGUACUUCUAGGGAAAUUUAUCUCAGUGCUAAUAUGAUCGAAUGAUGAGACAAUGAUUAAUUCUGUUUUUUUCGUAUUGAAAUAAAUCUAAAAGCAA
Messenger RNA from Python bivittatus (Burmese python), 1394 nucleotides. RefSeq names its product steroid 5 alpha-reductase 1 (gene SRD5A1). NCBI's taxonomy places the organism in Eukaryota, Metazoa, Chordata, Lepidosauria, Squamata, Pythonidae. Gene Ontology annotation, cellular component: membrane. Gene Ontology annotation, molecular function: 3-oxo-5-alpha-steroid 4-dehydrogenase activity. Gene Ontology annotation, biological process: steroid biosynthetic process. The record is from RefSeq and is a predicted model, not a curated record.